CUCUACUCAAGGCAAAGAAUGCCACAUCGACCCCAGAAGUAUGCUAUAAUGCUACUAGGAUGCCACAACCGCCGGAGCUUUCCCGUGCUACGUCACUUCCGCGCGCUAUCAGUCCAGUUUCCCCAGGCUGAGGACGGGCUACUUGCUAAGGCGCUGGCCUCGACAUUUCAGAAAUACCUCCGCCAGAAAGUUAUCUACGACACAUCACCGGCCAAAAGGUUGUAUCCAACGUUGAAUGACGCUCUAGUGGCGGUUCUCAUCGACAAUGAGGCGCGCCGGACGCCGAGCCGUAAGUUUGCCGCCGACAUGACUCACUGGGGCUUCUUUCGUUCGCCCAAGGGUCUUCCCCCGUCGCUAGAAGUGCUCGUUUCGUACAUUCUCUAUUGCGUGCAUUAUUGCUGUACCCCCUCUGCGAUUUCCGCCACGGUUGAGGCGUCCGCACAGCGCGUGACGGAAAUCAUGGACGACAACCUUUUGCUCAUGGCACAGGAGUUUUUGCAAGAAAGCGCCUCCUGGGAGGACAUCAGAUCGGAUCCAAGCCAGGCUGUCUCCCUUGUAUCAUUCUACAAAUACCAAUCCAGCGAUGUGUUGGUGGACUCCCGCGAGCUCCCCCCACCCUUCCUCCGCACACUUCAGAACUGCAUCGCCGUGUUCCAGCUCUUCUCGCCAGCACCCCCUCUGUUUACGAGCCUUAGCGCGUGGAUAGCGUCGAUCACGGCGCCGACCGUCACAGCCGCGUGCAAAAGACUCGCAGGAAUGACAGACAUUCCGGCCUUUGUAAUGGUUGACAUCCUCCAGCGCAACGCCAAGUCGACGCUGGAGCUCGAGCUCCUCCUCCAGAUCUACGAAAUGCACGCCCAGGAGGUCCAUCUCGUGUUUGAGGUAGAAAAACCUGUGCUUGUGAAUCUAAUCCGUUCGUGCAUGCUUUACAACUCCCGGCGGGCCUCCAAGGUGCUAUCACACUACCUCCCGCUCGUGGACGCCUCCAGUCCCGCCCAGCGCCAGUUUCUCAAUGAGUUGAUGUACGAGGCGACCAAAACGACGCCGGCCAAUCCCCAUCCGGGGCUCCCAGCUCACGUGUUCGAGGUUCAUCAGGCGAUUGCCAGUAUUCUUGCACAAAAAUCCGUGGCCCCGCUUGCGGUGGAAGGGUUUUUGGGGUUGACCACAUCCGUCGCUGCCUAUUCCCACACCCAGAGCGCGAAAUCGCUCGGGUAUUGUGAGGAGCUCAUUGCGGCAUCGCCGCAAACCCCGCAGCUAGACGUGUACUACCUCGUCACCAAGCUCAAAUCUAGUGUCACCAUCGACGACGUGAUUAAAAACUUCCAGUUUGCAUCCGAAUACAACGGAAAGGCAUACCACAUGUACCCUGAGCUCUGGAGUGAGUUGGUUGCGCAGUUGGCCCGCUUAGGCCUUUUGAACCGAAAACGGGCAGCGAAUCUCUUGCAGCAGAUUGCCGACCUCCGAAUCGCCAUCCCGUCCACCAUGCUCUCGAAACUUCUCUCCCGGCUCGUUGGCUUCCAAGAAAUGGACAACCAUGUGCAGCGUUUAUAUCUCCCUGAAGCAUCCGUCGCGUCGUACCUUAUCCGCGCGUAUACCGAUUGCAUUAGAAACACCAACGGGUGUCUCAAUGAGCCAUACCGGCAGUUUGCGUCGUUCUUGGACUAUACACGGUACCUCUACCGCUCGAUCGUGGCGCCCACCACAUCCCAUAUCGGCAUGAUGCUUUUUGGGGAGAUGCAUUUCCAGCCGGAGCGCGUGUUUACUCUUUACGAGCUGGAGUACGCUAAGCAUGGCGCUGAGUUUCCGGACGAGAGAGCCCUCUACGUGCUUCUCUCAUGCGCCUCCCGCAACAUGAAGCCGAGGGUCGGUCACCGCGAAGAGUACGACAGCAACAAACCUCACGGGAUGCUUAUGUGGGGUGACAAGUACGCCGUCCAGGUUGCCAUGGCCGAGUUCAAGCGGAGCGUGAGGACCAAGAUGGAAAAGCUGGAGCGCUUGGAAGAGUGCCCGAACGACCAUUUGGUUUACCCGUCAAACAACCUUUGGCGAGCGUAUCUCGAGGUGUUGGUAAAAUUUGGGUACUCCGAGGAGCUCACGUACGUGUUAUCGUGGUGGGAAGACCUAGAAUUUGUCCCCAGUGAGCACAAUCUUGCGACGCUUUUAGUGGCGUUGCCAGAUGGCCAGGCCGAAGCUCUCAUCCGCGAUGUCGCCAAGAACCACGCCGUACCAUCCGAGGUCGGCGGAUUUUCAUUAGCUCUUUGGCCAUGGCCCACCGUAGCCAUGCUAGAAGCUUUCCGACUGAAUGAAGGACGUGGAUGAAGGCACACAUUUGUAUUUACGAAUAGACCCCUCCUGCAUAUAGAUAUACAAAUAAUACCAAUACAUCUGCUAAGGCCUGUGAAC
Molecule: messenger RNA, 2403 nt
Organism: Babjeviella inositovora NRRL Y-12698
Lineage: Eukaryota; Fungi; Ascomycota; Pichiomycetes; Serinales
Exons: 1
Coding region: 19-2319 (766 amino acids)
Source: RefSeq, a predicted model, not a curated record